Messenger RNA from Aedes albopictus (Asian tiger mosquito), 1942 nucleotides. RefSeq lists its product as uncharacterized. Gene Ontology annotation, biological process: proteolysis. Gene Ontology annotation, molecular function: serine-type endopeptidase activity. Bases 302 to 1903 code for a protein of 533 amino acids. The record is from RefSeq and is a predicted model, not a curated record. The transcript has 5 exons. Lineage: Eukaryota; Metazoa; Arthropoda; Insecta; Diptera; Culicidae.
UGCUACACUAGGCGCCACUUCGCCUUUUGCCGAAAUUAGGAAAAACCCCUCCCUUGACGCCUUUUCUGUGCACGGUCUCAAAGUUUCCUCUACGCAUUUUCAGAAGGUCAAACACUAUCAGUGAAUAACUGUGAAAGCCCUAGCGUAAAAUUUCGCUGAUUCUUUUCAUGCCCGGAUGUAACGCUACAAAGAAGCAGCACAGCGAGCCUUUCGACAGUGUUUGAACAAAACCUAAGAGAGCUUACGCUUGGGUUCGCAUUAUGUGGCAGUGAUUUGAAGUGUUCAGAACACCAUCUGUACGAUGAAACUGGAGCGGGGAAUCCCCGUAGUGGGGUGGUUAUUUUUGCUGUGCUUGAGAUGUGUGCAAUCCGAAGUUUACAACGAAUGGGGCAUGGUGGUGGAACAAAACAAAGCGUUGGUAAUGGACGGAGAGAAAGUGAAAGAUCCAUCGUCAUAUCCGUGGCACGUUGCCAUCUAUCGCCAGACUGCUUUACGUGGAGGUGGCUCAAUUAUUUCUGAAAGAUAUGUUUUAACAGUGACGCAUGUGACGUACUACGAUGAACAGGAAUUGCAUCCGACUGAUUUAACCGUAAAAGCUGGUUUAAUUAAUUUAAAGAAAAUGGUUAAACCUUUGAAUGUCACUGAAAUCAUUCGGUACCCAGGAUAUGAUAAAACAACUCUACUGAAUGACAUAUGCUUGUUAAAACUUGCUGAUAAAAUAAUUUAUAGCAAUACCAUUCGCCCUGUGAAGCUAUGGUCCAAUCCUGAUAACAUGGACUCUGAACGAAUGAAAAAGCUUAAACAAACUGUUGUAGGGUUCGGCCUGACAAGAGACUCGAAGCAUUCUGAUGACUUAAUCAAGGCUGAUGUUAAUCGCCGUGAAAAUUCAGAUUGCACCAAAAAUGUAAAACAAUUCAAACCGUUGUUGGACUUGAAUAGAAGCUUCUGCGCCUUAGGUAAGGCUACAGUCUGUUCGGGAGACAGUGGUGGAGGAUCAGCUUAUUUUAGUGAAGGACGAAAAAGAUACUACCUUACUGGGUUGGUUAGUCAGGGCGUAAUGCAAGGAGAAACCUGCGCGCCAGCCAAGGAGGUACUGUACACCAAAAUAGAAUAUUAUAGCAAAUGGAUCGAGAAAAGUGCUAUUCCAAUGGAAUACAACCUGUUGGGAAUUUCUGACUGCAGUGCUUCUACGGAAAACGAAAAAUCGCAACCUGUUCUCCAAGGCUUGGUGAAUUUGAAAUACGCCUUCAGGAAGUCACUUUUCAUCAGCGAUUGUCAUGGAGUGCUAAUAACGAGGAAACAUGUGUUGACACAAGCAAGUUGUGUAGACAGUAACUCAAUACGGAAACUACACGCAGUUGCUGUUGGAAGCUCAGCCAUCAACAGCCAUUUCGAGCCAUCUCAACAAUACACCAUCCAAGAGACGAAAGUGGAUAAUGAAAUAGCAAUCAUAACAUUGGCUAAAGAAGUGGAUCAAUCUAUCAAACCAAUGUGUCUUCCGACAAAGCUAGAAAAUGGCGUGCCAAAUAUAGCAUUUUGGAAACGGGAGGUCAACCAUCCCAAGCUUAGACAGUUUUACAAUCUAACAUUGGCAACUGCGUUGGACCAGAUUCGUGAAGGACACUUACCAAGGAUGGAUUUGCGGAACGUUGAUAAGGACAACGAGAGGCUGGGAGGUUCACCCUGGUUGUAUACGGUCGCCGCUCCAUCUGGAUCACACGUGUAUCUGAGAGCAUUAGAGAAAUGCCCAAUCGAGGGAUGUGGACACGCACGUGGUGCUAGUUUUAUUGACAUACUGAGCUAUGUUGAAAGGAUCAGAGAUAAUCUGAAAGAUUACAUUGGCAAUGAAUGGAAAUACCCACCACUAGAUAUUGAUAUCAAAAAGAAUCAAACGAAUGCUUAAACACUACAAUGACGUUUUCAAUAAACAGCGUAGACUCAA